GAACACCAACAGCGAUUGAGGAAUACGAAUAUACUGGUGCCUAAUUCUAUUUCUACAUUUCCCAUGUCCUAGGGUAAGGUAAACGCACACCAAGCCUUAAGCUAUUUUUCAAUAACUCUGUAAUUCCACACGAAAUUCUGCGACCACUGGGCCUCUCGGGCACCCUUUUCCACCCUUCUUUAACACUCUUUGAAUUCUUGAAGGGCACAGCUAAUUCGGGUUGCGGUUGCUUCGCAGGUUUCAAAUUUCAAAAGCAUUUCUGGCGAGAGCUGCAAAUUGCCAUCAUUCUUUGCCAGGUAGAGAUUGAUGCAAGUUUAACUGUUAUGUCUGUACUCAUUGAAGGUCUCCCCGAUGCGGUUGCCCUAAGGUGCCUUGCAUGGGUUCCCUUCUACCUUCAUCCCAAGUUAGAACUCGUUUCCCAUUCUUGGAGGGCAGCUGUUCGAAGUGGUGAACUAUUCAAAGCUCGACAAGAAGUCAAUUCAUCCGAAGAGUUUUUGUGUGUAUGCGCUUUUGAGCCUGAUAAUCAAUGGCAGCUUUACGAUCCUGCUUGUGACCUUUGGAUUAAACUCCCCGUCCUCCCUUCGAAUAUAAGACAACUCGCCCAUUUCGGCGUUGUCUCCACUGCUGGAAAGCUUUUUGUUCUCGGUGGUGGCAGUGAUGCUGUGGACCCCUUGACCGGUGACCAAGACGGAAGCUUUGCGACCGAUGAGGUCUGGAAAUAUGACCCGGUAACCUGGCAAUGGACCCUCUGUGCACCGAUGAUCGUUCCACGUGCAAUGUUCGCUUGUUGUGUAUUGGAUGGGAAGAUAGUCGUUGCGGGGGGGUUUACUAGCUGCCGGAAAUCGAUAUCUAAAGCUGAAAUAUAUGACCCCGAGAAAAACGUCUGGGUUUCAAUACCCGAUCUCCAUCACACUCAUAAUACCGCGUGUACGGGCGUGGUUAUUGACGGUAAAGUUCACGUUUUGCACAAAGGGUUGUCGACAGUUCAGGUCUUGGAAAGUGCGAAGCAAGGUUGGACCGUUCAUGACUAUGGUUGGCUCCAGGGCCCCAUGGCCGUGGUUAGGGGAAAGCUUUAUGUUAUGAGCCACGGCCUCAUUUACAAACAGGAAACGGAAUCGAACAGGGUGGUAGUUUCGGCAUCUGAGUUUCGUAGAAGAAUUGGGUUUGCCAUGACAGGACUCGGGGACGACAUUUACAUAAUCGGAGGGGUCAUUGGCCCCGAGAGGUGGAACUGGGACAUCAUAUCAACGUCUGAUGUCGAUGUUCUGACGCUUGGGAGCGAAAGACCGGCGUGGCGCCAGGUGUCUCCCAUGACAUUAUGCCGGGGAACGAUUCUUGGGUGCACCCAGCUGAGAAUUUAGGUUACCAUCGAUAAUGUGGAGAAGGUUAUUCGUUACUUCUUUCUAUUGUUUUCAGAUAUGGUGUUGAUGAAGGUUUAUGGAAUCGGGUUUUCCUGCUAGCUUAGCUACCUUGUUUUUGCAUAAUUGCAUGCAUGUAAACCAUACUGCUUUUCUGUUUGCAGAGUUUUUACAAUCAAGAAACUUUGUAGCUUUGUGGAUACUUGAAAUCCAGCUUUACUAUGUUAACAUGACAAAUUUGCUUUGUUUUGCU
This is a messenger RNA of Ipomoea nil (Japanese morning glory), 1611 nucleotides long. Its product is annotated as F-box/kelch-repeat protein SKIP30. NCBI's taxonomy places the organism in Eukaryota, Viridiplantae, Streptophyta, Magnoliopsida, Solanales, Convolvulaceae. Gene Ontology annotation, molecular function: protein binding. The record is from RefSeq and is a predicted model, not a curated record. The transcript is spliced from 2 exons. Bases 324 to 1361 code for a protein of 345 amino acids.